AUGGCAAACGAGGAAAAGACGAUUCCCUUUCAGUCGCCGGGAUACAGUCGGACGGAUGAAAGCGCGGUUUAUCCCGACAAUUCCGACUGUACUUGGGACAUUACUGUAGCCGAUGGGUACGAGCUGAGGAUCGUCUUUGCAGACAUGGAGAUAGAACAGUCAAACGACUGUACCUUCGAUUACUUGCAAAUGUUCGUCGAUGACGUUGGAAAAACCAAUUCUCUAAAAGACAAGCCUUUCUGCGGCUCAGAUCUUCCGGAAGCAGUUUCGAUUCAACAAGCAAAUGUGAAGUUAAAAUUCGUCAGCGAUGAAAAUGCAGGGAAACGAGGCUUCUCCGGGCAAUUCAUCGUCGUGAAAUUGGGCGACAGGUGGAUCGACUGUAACUUUGACUUUGGCUUCUGCGCUGGGUGGUCUUUGAAGAGCGAAAAAGAGAGCGAUAAUUUUUCCGAAUGGACGCUAGGAAUCGGUAAAAGUCCCAACAUUGGCACGGGUCCAUCGAAAGACCAUUCCUCUGUGAUUGGUCAAGGGCAGUACAUGUAUCUCAUCACGCAAGGGCAGAGAGAAGAAGAUAUGGGCAUCGUAACCUCCCCUGCUUUUGAAAUGAACGAGGGUGAUGAAUACUGCCUGGAGUUCUACUAUCAUGCGAACGGAAAAGACGUCAGCGGAUUGGUUGUCAUGCUCGGUACUCCAGACGACAUCGAACGAGCCAAGACAAAGGAAGACUUCGUGCUACGGAUCAAAGAAGAUCAAGGCACCAGCUGGAAACGCGUCGUCCAAGACAUCAACUUUGAAACAAACAAAUUCAUAUCAGGUGAAAGAAGGGAUUUGACCUUUAUCGGCAUGGUCGGGCCCGGAGAAAAGGGAGAAAUCGCACUCGACGACGUCCGGCUACAUAAGGCGCGCUGUGCAGCUCUUUGCCCGAACGAAGAAUACACCUGCGACGCUACCGUUCCCUCUCCCUGCUUGCGAUGGAGCCAAGUUUGCGACGGGAUGCCAGACUGUCCCUCUGGCCGCGACGAAGCUAGCUGCUCGGUAGACAUGAUGACAAGUGCAGCUCCAGACUUGUUUUUCAAUGACUUCACGACAGAGGGAUUCUUCAUUUUCGACCAAACAAGUCAAUCUCCUCUUUUUAACGAGCUCUUUGGGAUGGCGACGACGGCACCGUUUUUGGACUUUUUUGCGACUGAAAGUAGCUUUUUCGACGACCUCGCAACUGUCUCGAGUACAUUUCCAAAUCUCGAAACAUCAACAACCGCUACCACCACCACGAGUUCAACAACAACGGAGCCAGUUGAAGGAGACACCCUCCUUCCUCUUGGAUCAUUGACAACAACUGUGGAUACAACAAUCCGCUUCACCAGCACUUCAAUGAACGAUCCAUUUGAAACUAUCGACGCCGACAGCCCGCUGGAUCCGUUUGAAGCUGAUUUAACGACUCCACUUGUUCUGGAAGGAAUCACAGAAGGAGAGACGAACCCUACGAUUACAACAACAACUUUUAAAUUCGAUGAAUUUGAUCUUGAAUCGACAACAUUGAUGACUUUCCCACCUUCGACAACGGUCAGCUUUCCCGAAAUUUCUUCGACUUUCAAUUUUGACGCGUCUACCACUGAAAUGCCAACAACAACAGCAACAACAACAACCGCAGCAUCAGCAUCAGAACCUUCUGCAGCUUCGAGCUCAACAAAAUCAACAACAACAACAACAUCAACAGAAGCAUCAUCAACUGUUUCUCCCAGCUCAGCAACCACUUCUUCAACCAGUGUCGCAUCUGAGUCCCAAGAAAUUAACGAAACAGAAAUCGAACCAAAGAUUGACGAGAUAACGGAAGAAUCAACAACAACUGACUCGACACCUGAGACAACCACGACAACAACGACCAUCAACACUGAUUUCACGAGCACAACCGCCAUUCCAACCACGACAUCAUUGAAUCUCGAUGGCUUCACAACUACUCCUAUAUUCCCUGAGAGCACCGUCUUUUCCAUUCCUUCGACAACUCCUUUCUUCCCUGAUGGACUUGAGACUUCCACGUUUCCUUCCCUUCCUGAGACAACAACGGAGUUCGUCCUGCCUACCACGACUACUUCCCCUCCAUCUACUACGACCAACCAGAUUCCUCCAAUUCAGCCCACUGUCACUACGACUUUUUCACCAAUAACAGACGGCUUCGGAAGCGCCUUUAUUCAACCAGAAGUAAUUCUAGCUGAGGCGCGAGGGAGCAAGCCUCAAUUCAUCGCCCUUCCUCGCGAUCAGAACGGAAAUUAUGUUAAAACAUCGAAGCGUCACUACAUUAUUCAAACACCAGACUUGACGACGAGUUUGUAUGUCAAAUUCAAAAACCUUGACCUUCCGAAUGCCCGGGACGAUUGCAGCGGCGCCAAGGUCAUGACCGUUUUUGGCCCUUAUACCGGCGAUACUGCAAUGCCAAAUAUGCCGACGACGAUGAUUUGCAACGACUCAGUUUUGCCCGCUUUCUAUUCGAACUCGUUGCACAUGACUAUCAUCUACCCAGAAGGGCCAGAUGAAGACCCAGAAAACACCGGAGGAAUGGACUUUGAGCUCUCCGUUGUUCCAAAAUCCAAUGUCGAAGGGAAGGAUAGAUGCAACAGUUUGAUGAUGGUCGGGCCGAAGAAGCAAUACAUUGCGAGCAAAGACUUUCCGAAUAUGUACCCGCCCAUGACAAAGUGCGCCUACAGGAUCAAAUUUGAUAAGACGAACGGGGAUGUUCUCAAUGUUCAUUUCAAAGCUUUCAGCUUGGAGAAGCCAAAAGAAAACACCUGCCAUGACGUCGUCCGAAUUACCUCAGCGACGGAAAACUUCGAAAAGCGUGAAGUUCUUCACGAACUUUGCGGUCUCCGCGGUCUCCAAACCCUAACUUUCGACAGCAACAUCAUCUUGGAAUUCGAAUCCGACAAUGCUGUCGAAGAUGCUGGCUUUUUCGCCGAAGUUUUCACGAUGAAUUGCGAGCGGCGAGGAUUGGUGAAGCGCGAUUGUGGCUGUGUGCCGAGCUGUGAUGACCCCUCCUGUGUCUGUAAUGAAGGACAGCCUGCCUGCGUUUGCCCAGAUCCACUUGCGCCAAUUUGGAACGGCGAGCGAUGUGUCAAACUCGAGCAAUGCGACUCCGCCAACAAUGUCCGCGAGAAAAUCAAACAACAACUCGAAGAAUCCAUUGUUGUCACUUCUUCUCCCUCUACUCUCAACCUUCGUUUCAAUCGCGUUCCAAACGCCUCCCGAUACGUGAUAAAACUCCUCAACCCUUCGACAAACGAAGUCAUCAAAGGCACCACCGCCACCUUCGACGAUGCCGAGCUCCAAGACCGAAACAACGUCGCCGUCACCGUUGGCAACCUCGAAUCCGAAACUCAAUACAUCUCGAAUGUCGAUGUUUUCUUCGAAACAGCAACUGCUGAUUCUGUCCUGCGAAACACGCCAGUGUCAUUUCAACGGAUGGUUUCAACAAGCUCAAUGGACAAUUCAAUAACCGAAGUCGACCGAAACAAUCUGACCGUCGAAAAGUUGAGCAACACCCUUUGCCUCGUCUUCAACAAGAUGAUUGCCUCAGUCGAUGCUUAUAAAAUCACGCUGAAUGAAGUCUCCGACGCAGAUUUCAUCGUACAACCUCAACGAGUGCCAAUUACUGAUCAACGGAUCUGUUUCUACAGUUUGAAAACUGCUACGGAGUACGAAAUCUCUGUCGCUUCUAUUUCCGAUAAUCUGCAAUCAGCUCCUGUCUCGAUCCGGGUCAAGACACUCGAGGAAGAUCGGGACUGGAUGGAAAAAUGGUACAAAUGGAGAUAUUUCUCCUUCAAUCAGUGGAGCAAAAUGUUCGAUUCUUACGCCCGCGUUGCUAGGAAGAAAAACUUCUGGACCCGACCGAGGAAUCUUACUUGCCCAGCGCUGAGAGAGAAUAUUCCCUGCAAGUCAAACUUGGUCACGUGGAAGGAUCUUAAUGGCUGCACAUUUAACUUGUGCGACCAAGCUCCUGAAUUUGACUCGCGAGCUUUCGACGAAAUGGCCACCACGGACUCCUUCACCUCCGACUGGGAAGCCGACUUCCGAAUUUAUAAAGACUAUCUGUAUCCCCAAUGGACGGCCCUAUUAUCCGCCUAUGCAUCGCUUCUCUCGUCAGAAGUGCAGUCUGACAACCGCCUACGCUAA
Messenger RNA from Oikopleura dioica, 4161 nucleotides. The record is from the annotation of a GenBank genome assembly. NCBI's taxonomy places the organism in Eukaryota, Metazoa, Chordata, Appendicularia, Copelata, Oikopleuridae.